GUGGUCCAUAGCUGAUUCAGCCUCAGAAAUCGUCCCCGUAGACGGACUGCUUAACAUGAUGGCCAACAAAUCUGUUAACUUGAUCAGCAGUAGUCAACACAAUUCACAUAUAGAGAUACUGAUGAACAGAGAAAUGCACAAAAAAAUCCUCCGGUGCACGGUUCACAGUCAACUCAAGCAGCCCGCUGGCCUACAUGAGAGUGGGCCGCCGGCUGUCACUUCGUCGGCCUCUUUGGAACUGAAAAUUUUAUACGGACCACGAAUCAAGCGACAAGAGACAGUCUACGUUCCGAUUCGUUUACCCAAUCCAGAAGAUCACACUAGUAACAACCAUCUUGUCUUCCCAGAUGAUGAAAGUGGGUUUUGGAACUCGACCACGUUGGCAUGGCUCGAAUGUGAGACGGACUCAAACCCCCCUGCACAUAUUUCCUGGUAUUUCCGUCUUCCAAACGGGUCGAUGCAGUUAACUGGAUUUGAGACAAGGCAGCCAGUAAAACUAUACCAAUACGGCAACCUACUUCCCGCCUUGUCCAAAUAUUACGUUUCAACAGUUUCCACUACACUUGGAACAAAGGAUACCAACAAUGAGGUGGACCAACGCAGCAUUCAAGAAGAGAACAUAUUACGCAGUCUCUGGAAUUUCACAUGCGAAGCCUAUAGCUCCGGAUUUCCAAGGCAGCGAGCGAGCAGACUGGUGGGGCUAGCGGGCAGAAACCAAGUUUUUGUGCGGACUGGACAAUCUGUGGAGCUUCAGUGCGACAUACGUAGUUUACCUGCCCCCUUCGAAUCAAGCAUCCAGUGGAACUUUCACGCCAUCUUCUUCAAAGAAAACCCAAGGAGUUUGAAUCUAUUCACACUCUCGAAUACCGCAUUUGAGAAAUACGGGGCAACUGAUUCAAACAUUUUAGAGGUCCAUCAACUCUUGGUCAAUCGACAGUGGAUGAUCACAAACGAGGAAGUAGUUCUUGGUUGGAUUAGUCGACUAAGGAUCCAGCAUGUAACCGAAAAGCACUUUGGUCUUUACAACUGUUCUGCUAGAAACGAAUUGGGUGGUGGGUGGCACAUUACACUGUUACGGCAGGCACAGAACGAUGGAAAAGGUUA
Opisthorchis viverrini is the source of this 1104-nucleotide messenger RNA. RefSeq lists its product as hypothetical. Gene Ontology annotation, biological process: cell-cell adhesion. The transcript has 4 exons. The record is from RefSeq and is a predicted model, not a curated record. NCBI's taxonomy places the organism in Eukaryota, Metazoa, Platyhelminthes, Trematoda, Opisthorchiida, Opisthorchiidae. The annotation marks the transcript as partial. Gene Ontology annotation, cellular component: cell-cell junction. Gene Ontology annotation, molecular function: cell adhesion molecule binding.